AUGAAGGACGAUGUUAUGGGCGGAGCGGAGGAUUCCGAUGUGUCUGUUGAUGAUGAGAGUCUUUCGAAUGUUACUAAGCAGAAGGUAGCGGCUGCGAAACAGUAUAUUGAGAACCAUUACAAGGAACAGAUGAAGAGUCUUCAAGAGAGGAAGGAGCGGCAGACCGUCUUGGAAAAGAAGUUGGCUGAUGCAGAUGUCUCCGAGGAAGAUCAAAAUAACCUACUUAAGUUUCUAGAGAAGAAGGAAACUGAAUAUAUGCCUGUUAAUGUACAAACUGGUGAGGAGGUAGCUGUCAAGCUGGAGCCUGUGAAGACCAAGCAUCCGCAGCUUCACUAUGAAUCAAAAUUGUAUAUGCUUCUUCAAGGAGGAACUGGGGUGCCUCACCUGAAGUGGUUUGGAGUUGAGGGAGACUACAAUGUGAUGGCGAUCGACCUUCUUGGACCUAGUCUGGAAGAUCUGUUCAAUUAUUGUAACCGGAAGUUAACAUUGAAGACAGUGUUAAUGCUUGCUGAUCAAUUAAUUAACAGGGUUGAAUAUAUGCAUUCAAGAGGUUUCCUUCACCGUGACAUAAAGCCAGACAAUUUUUUAAUGGGCCUAGGACGUAAAGCAAAUCAGGUCUACAUCAUUGACUAUGGCCUCGCCAAAAAAUUCAGAGAUCUUCAGACUCAUAAGCACAUACCAUACAGAGAAAACAAGAACCUUACAGGAACAAAAAUUUUCAACUAG
Messenger RNA from Lathyrus oleraceus (garden pea), 726 nucleotides. Its product is annotated as casein kinase 1-like protein 10. Gene Ontology annotation, molecular function: protein kinase activity; ATP binding. The coding region runs from base 1 to 726 and encodes 241 amino acids. The record is from RefSeq and is a predicted model, not a curated record. Gene Ontology annotation, biological process: protein phosphorylation. The transcript has 9 exons. Lineage: Eukaryota; Viridiplantae; Streptophyta; Magnoliopsida; Fabales; Fabaceae.